AUGGAGAGCCUGCUGGAGAACCCGGUACGCGCCGUGCUCUACCUCAAGGAGCUCACGGCCAUCGUGCAGAACCAACAGAGCCUCAUCCACACCCAGCGCCAGCGCAUAGACGAGCUCGAGCGGCGGCUGGACGAGCUAAGUGCCGAGAAUCGCAGCCUGUGGGAGCACCAGCAGCUGCUGCAAGCCCAACCUCCUCCUGGGCUCGUCCCCCCGUCUCCAGUCCCGCUGCCGGCUCCACCGGUCACCGCCACCGCCGCCGCCUGCGGGGCCCAGGAGCCACUCCAGAACCACGGACAGCUCUCAUCCUCCGUGCCACAACCUGCUCCCGAGCAGCCACAGCUUCAGCACCACGGACAGCUCCUGGUGCAGCCCCAGCCGGGCCCCAGUAGCAGGGCACACACACCCCAGUCGCCCCACCAGCACCCAGUGGCACCAGGAGCGGCCGCUGACAAGGAGAAGGAACGUCCCCAGAGUUGUUGUGCUGCUGCUGGAGCUCUCCUUCACAAAUCCCCCGCUGCCCUCGGCAAGGGCGUCCUGAGCAGAAGACCCGAGAAUGAGACUGUGCUGCACCAGUUCUGCUGCCCCGCUGCUGACGCUGAGCAGAAGGCCCCCUGCUCUGACCUGGCCUCCCACAGUGACGGCUCCUGCGCCCAGGCCGGUGGGGGCAUGGAGGACUCCGUGGUGGCAGCGGCGGCGGUGGCAGCCGGCAGACCCAGUGCCCAUGCCCCGAAGGCUCAAGCCCAGGAGCUGCAGGAGGAGGAGGAGCAGCCAGGGGCGGGGGGUGCCUCCCCGCGGGCUGGCCCCCACCGUGCGGCCUCCCCCAGCCAGCAGCAGCCUGCCCUGGCGUCGGCGCUCUGCUCCCACACCCCUGCUGCCUCCGAUUACGAACUCUCCCUUGACCUAAAGAAUAAACAGAUUGAAAUGCUAGAACACAAGUACGGGGGCCACUUGGUGUCCCGGCGCGCUGCUUGCACCAUCCAAACCGCUUUCCGCCAAUACCAACUCAGCAAGAACUUUGAGAAGAUCCGCAACUCACUCCUGGAGAGCCGCCUACCAAGGCGUAUCUCCCUGCGCAAGGUGCGGGCCCCCAUGGCCGAGAGCCUGGCAGCUGAGAAGGCACUCAUGGAGGGCUACGGCCUCAUAGGGCUGCCCCUAAUGCGCUCACCUUCCCUGCCGCCCACCUUCGCUGGCACACUUACUGAGCUGGAGGACUCCUUUACCGAACAGGUGCAGUCCCUGGCCAAGUCCAUCGAUGAUGCCCUCAGCACCUGGAGCCUCAAGACCAUGUGCUCUCUGCAGGAGAGCAGCGCUUACCAAAUCCACCAGGCUCUGCAUGCGGGUGCUGGGCCAUCAGGCUUGGAGGCUGAGCUUCAUGAGUCUGAGGGCACCGGCCCAGGGCUAGGGGAUGAGACCACUGAAGCCACUGGCCUGCCCCAGAGCCACAGUGGCACCCUUAUGAUGGCUUUCCGGGACGUCACAGUGCAGAUCGCCAGCCAGAACAUAUCUGUCUCCUCCUCCACGGCUGUGUCCGUGGCUAACUGCCUGGGCGCACAGACUUCCCAGGCCACCUCGGAGCCUGACACUGGCAAAGCUGAGCAGGGUGAGGCUGGGGGCCAGGAGUCCUCCACAGGGGGUCAGGGGGAUGUACCCAUAGAAGAUCUCUGCACAGAGGCUGGGACCAGUUCAGCAGGGCACGCCAACCAGCUCGAGGCAGCUGAGGAGGUGGCAGAGAAGGCUGUGACUGAGGAUGCAGAGGAGGAAGAAGUGAUAGGGGAUGUAGGAAAAGGGACUGGGGCUGAGGCUGAGGCUGGGGACAACUCUGAGCAGCUGAGCAGCAGCAGCACGUCCACCAAGUCUGCUAAGUCCAGCUCUGAGGUGUCAGCCUCCGCCUCCAAGGAGGCCCUGCAGGCCAUGAUCCUGAGCCUGCCACGCUACCACUGCGAGAACCCGGCCAGCUGCAAAUCACCCACGCUCUCCACCGACACCCUGCGCAAGAGGCUCUACCGCAUCGGCCUCAACCUCUUUAACAUAAACCCAGACAAAGGCAUCCAGUUCCUGAUCUCACGGGGCUUCAUCCCGGACACCCCCAUCGGAGUGGCCCAUUUCCUCCUCCAGCGUAAAGGGCUCAGCCGUCAGAUGAUUGGAGAGUUCCUGGGCAACAGCAAGAAACCGUUCAACCGCGACGUGCUGGACUGCGUGGUGGACGAGAUGGACUUCUCCAACAUGGAGCUGGAUGAGGCCCUGCGGAAGUUCCAGGCCCACAUCCGGGUGCAGGGGGAGGCCCAGAAGGUGGAGCGGCUCAUCGAGGCCUUCAGCCAGCGCUACUGCAUGUGCAACCCUGAGGUAGUGCAGCAAUUCCACAACCCUGACACCAUCUUCAUCCUCGCCUUUGCCAUCAUCCUCCUCAACACCGACAUGUACAGCCCCAACAUUAAGCCUGACCGGAAGAUGAUGCUGGAAGACUUCAUCCGAAACCUGCGAGGUGUGGAUGAUGGCGUUGACAUCCCCCGGGAGCUGGUGGUGGGCAUCUAUGAGAGGAUCCAGCAGAAGGAGCUCAAGUCCAAUGAGGACCAUGUCACGUAUGUCACUAAGGUGGAGAAGUCCAUCGUGGGCAUGAAGACAGUGUUGUCAGUGCCCCACCGCCGCCUGGUCUGCUGCAGCCGGCUCUUUGAGGUGACGGAUGUGAACAAGCUACAGAAGCAGGCGGCACACCAGAGGGAGGUGUUCCUCUUCAACGACCUGCUGGUGAUUCUUAAACUCUGCCCGAAGAAGAAGAGCUCUUCCACGUACACUUUCUGCAAGUCAGUCGGCCUGCUGGGCAUGCAGUUCCACCUCUUUGAGAAUGAAUAUUACUCCCAUGGCAUCACGCUGGUGACCCCGCUCUCGGGCUCUGAGAAGAAGCAGGUGCUGCAUUUCUGUGCCCUGGGCUCGGAUGAGAUGCAGAAGUUUGUGGAGGACCUGAAGGAGUCCAUUGCUGAGGUGACCGAGCUGGAGCAGAUCCGGAUAGAGUGGGAGCUGGAGAAACAGCAGGGAGCAAAGACCCUCUCCUUCAAGCCCGGGGGAGCCCAGGUAGACCCACAGUCCAAGCAAGGAUCACCUACAGCCAAAAGGGACGUGGCGCUGGGGGAGAAGCCCGCAGAGAGCACGGUGGAGGUGUCAAUUCACAACAGGCUUCAAACGUCCCAGCACAGCCCCGGGCUGGGGGCCGAGAAGGGAGUGCCAAGCCUGCAGCCUAGCCCCCUGCGAGAGCAGCCCCCGCUGCUGCCACCACCACCACCCACGCCCCCAGGGACCCUGGUGCAGUGCCAGCAAAUUGUCAAGGUCAUUGUCCUGGACAAGCCCUGCUUGGCCCGCAUGGAGCCGCUGCUGAGCCAGGCCCUCUCCUGCUACGCCUCAUCUUCCUCCGACUCCUGCGGCUCCACACCUCUGGGCGGCCCAGGCUCCCCGGUCAAGGUCAUCCACCAGCCUCCGCUGCCCCCACCCCCACCCCCCUACAACCACCCACACCAGUACUGCCCACCAGGCUCCCUGCUGCACCGGCGGCGCUACUCCAGUGGCUCGAGGAGCCUGGUGUAG
Messenger RNA from Elephantulus edwardii (Cape elephant shrew), 3576 nucleotides. It is a transcript of the gene IQSEC3, whose product is annotated as IQ motif and Sec7 domain 3. The transcript has 14 exons. Bases 1 to 3576 code for a protein of 1191 amino acids. Gene Ontology annotation, biological process: regulation of ARF protein signal transduction; actin cytoskeleton organization. The record is from RefSeq and is a predicted model, not a curated record. NCBI's taxonomy places the organism in Eukaryota, Metazoa, Chordata, Mammalia, Macroscelidea, Macroscelididae. Gene Ontology annotation, molecular function: protein binding; guanyl-nucleotide exchange factor activity.